Messenger RNA from Myzus persicae (green peach aphid), 2818 nucleotides. Its product is annotated as diencephalon/mesencephalon homeobox protein 1-like. The transcript has 7 exons. NCBI's taxonomy places the organism in Eukaryota, Metazoa, Arthropoda, Insecta, Hemiptera, Aphididae. Bases 476 to 2215 code for a protein of 579 amino acids. The record is from RefSeq and is a predicted model, not a curated record. Gene Ontology annotation, molecular function: sequence-specific double-stranded DNA binding; DNA-binding transcription factor activity, RNA polymerase II-specific. Gene Ontology annotation, biological process: regulation of transcription by RNA polymerase II. Gene Ontology annotation, cellular component: nucleus.
GGCACUGGAUCCCUGUGGACGCGGUGCGUUUCGCCGGCACACACUUUCACAGACACACUCACAUACACACACGUACUCGCACAAUAUACUCGCGAUCGCGCGCACGCCGUCCGCCGCGCUGCAGUUUUCGUCCGACCAGCGAUACACCGUCCGCAAACGCUUACGGGAGCGCACGUGCCGGGCACGACAUACGACAAAAUACCUUAUAAUUAUUACAAUAAUAACAAUAUAUAGUGAUAUUAUAACGGUCGCUUCACCACACGUCUAAAAUAAUAACAAUAAUAAUAUGCAAUAAUAUGCAAUAAUAUACCUAAUAUAUUAUAAUAUUGUGUUUGUCGUUAUAAAUAAUUAUUACCGAUACACGCGCGACAGUGAAAUAAAAUAUUAGAACAUCAUUAAUUCGCGUAUAUACGCACGCAUAGCUACGACGACGACAACAACGACGGCCGCAGCGGGUGCAGAUGUGCAGCGCGCGAUGAGCGCGGCCGCCAAAGACAAGACGAUGCCGCAACGGUCGCCGUUCGCCAUACAGGAGCUGUUGGGCCUGACCGACAGCAACAGGAGCCCGGCGGCCGCCGUGUCGGCCGUCACACCCCAGUACCCGCAACCGCCGGCGCCGCCGUCGGCGCCAGGGCCCGCCGGCCCGUCGUCGUGCUUUGCCGCUGACCGGGACGCCAGCCGGAUGCACCACCACGGCCACCAUCACGGCCACCACCACGGUCACCACCACCACAGCCACCACAGCCAGAUGGUGGCCAGCCGGUUCGCGUACUUCAACGCCCAGGCCGCCGUGGCCGCGGCGUUUCUACCGCACAACAUGAACUCACUGGCCGCCGCCGUGGGCAUGACCGCCGCCGCGGCCGCCAACAACAACGGCGGAGCGCCGCUCUCGCUUACCUCCAAUCACGCAGCCGCCGCUGCAGCCGCCGCCGCUGCCGGAUUUUCACAACUACAAAAGAAUCCAGCGUUCAGUCCCAACAGCUGCAUGUCAGAUUCUGAGUGGAUCGCGGAAGCUAUUGGUUAUACAAUGACGGGAUUAAGUCAUUUAAACCAUCAAGAAUCGGGCAAGGACUACAGUAAUGAAGCCAUGACAACAUCAUUUGGUUCCAACAAGAAGAAGAAAAAAAGAAGGCACAGGACAAUAUUUACCAGUUACCAAUUAGAAGAAUUAGAAAAAGCUUUCAAAGAUGCUCAUUACCCGGACGUCUAUGCAAGAGAAAUGUUAUCCUUAAAAACAGAUUUGCCCGAAGAUCGAAUACAGGUCUGGUUCCAGAACCGGCGAGCCAAGUGGCGAAAGACCGAAAAGUGUUGGGGAAGAAGCACGAUAAUGGCUGAAUAUGGACUUUACGGUGCUAUGGUCAGACAUUCAUUACCACUGCCGGAGACUAUCCUGAAAAGUGCAAAGGAGAAUGAAUGCGUCGCGCCCUGGUUGCUCGGCAUGCAUCGCAAGUCGAUCGAGGCGGCGGACCAGUUGAAAGAUGACAACACCGUUUGCAGCGGUGCCAGCCAAAAGAGCGACAAGGAGGAAGACGAUGACGACGAAGAGGACGACGAAGACGAUGACGAAGAGAACCACCCCUGCAAGAGGCCGGCCAGGACGAGUCCGGAGACGGCGACGGACAUGUCGUCACCGCAGCGGCACCAACAGCAGCAGCUGCAGCAGCAACAACAACAACAGCAACAACAACAAGACGCUGCAGUCGCGCAGGACCGACAGCAACAGCAGCAGCAGCAGCAACAGCAACAGCAGCAACAGCAACAACAGCAGCAGUGCGCGGCCAACGCUGAAGCCCACCGACGGAUCCAGCAAGAAAUACGAUCCCAGAUGGAGCAACACCACGCGGCCGUCAUGCAAUUGGCCGCCAAUCGGGCGCAGGACUCGGAAGAGUUCCGGAACAACAGCAUCGCGUGCCUAAGGGCUAAGGCGCAGGAGCACAGCGCCAAGAUACUCAGUCUGUCGGCGGACGCACUCAUGUUGGUCAACAACAACGGCGGCGGGUUCCGCAGCCGGAACGCCGCGACCGCGGUGGCCGUGGCCGCGGCCGCUGCGGCAGCUGCCGACGUAGCCAUGGCGUCGUCCGGCGGUGGCCAAGUGCUGGCCGACUGCGACGCCAACGCCAACAACGUGAGGGGCGUGAACCACCACCAACAGCAACAGGCGGUCGGCUCCGACAUAAUGGUCACGUCUUCCGACACGUCGUCGUCGAUGUUCUAAUCGCCAUUAUGAUUUACUGCAAAACGUAUUAUGUAUAUUAUUAUUAAUAUUAUUAUUAUUAUUGUGUACAUUUUAUUAUUAUUAAAUAAUUAUUUAGAGUAGUCGCGCGUAAAAUGCAGACAUGUCGGCGAACGCCACAACGCAAUUUAUUAUGAAGUGCGUAGGUUUAACUGGUUAUAUAUUGCAGUCGCAGCUGUGGGUCCGUUUAGACGCAGGUUAUCUACCUGUACCGUGUUAUAUACCAGGCGAUUUCGGGUAACCUAACUUGCUAAACGAAAGCCGAAUGUAGCUGGUUGUUAGCUCGACAAAUGGGUUCUAAAAAUAAUUAUGCGAGUGUCGGCUGUUGUAGUGUACUACCUCGCACUAAAACCUAACGAUUUAUGUAUACACCAUGAUGAUCAUCGCCAGGAUCUCAUAAUCGGACGUUUGUCAAAUAUCCUUUUGUUUUUACAGUAUCAUUUCAAACAUCCAACGCAAUGUCAAAGGGGUCUUGCAAUACAUAAUAAUUAUAAUAUAUUAUUGCAAAUAUUCGAUCGACCAUCGGCGAAUUCGCAACAAACCGCGGUGGCGAACACACUCGAAAAUAAUUUGCGAUUAGGGUAG